This is a messenger RNA of Struthio camelus australis, 1373 nucleotides long. The record is from RefSeq and is a predicted model, not a curated record. Lineage: Eukaryota; Metazoa; Chordata; Aves; Struthioniformes; Struthionidae.
GGAGGGGGGCGGCGGCUCUGGGCCGCCCGCUCGCGUUUCUCUGGCCGGGAGCGAAGCGGUUGCGUUCAAGCUUCUGGCUGCGUCAGUGCGCUGGGAAAGUUUCCUCCGCUUGCCGAGAACUGGGGCCCUUUUCGAGGAGCUGAGCGGCACGAGUGCCCAAACACGCAUCUUGCUCUUUGCGUAAUUAGGAGAUGGGCCCGUUAAAAUCACAGGUGCCAAAGCACCCGGAGCGAUCGUGCUGUACAGGCGGCUGACCUGUGAUGUCUGCGCAACAUUAAAACUAAUUAGACCGCGUGUAUGAAUGGCCUGUGUAAGCGCUGGGCUCUUAAAACUUCAUUAUUGCCCUGACUGCUUCUUGUGGAUAAAUUCAGUAUAAGUUUUCAGUAUAAUUAAAAUUUAAGGUUCUUCCUGUGGCUACUAAAACUAAUUAUUUGUUUUUUUGACAGGUGCUUUAGCACAGUACGUUAACUGUUUAGAGUUGGUAAACAAGAGACUGCCUUGUGGCCUUGCUCAAAUUGGAGUAUGUUUUCACUCUAUUCCAGAAAGUGAGCAAUACAAUGAAAACCUCAGCAGGCGAAAGGACCACGUCUUCCCUUGUAUGGUUUAGCUCUGCCAGAACUGCCGGACAAUGGCUUGAUUACUGGUUACGUCAGAGACUCCAAUGGUGGAGAAAGUUUGCAAUAGGCCCGUCUAACUUCAGCAGCAGUGACUUUCAGGAUGAAGAAGGAAGAAGAGGAUUUAACUUAUACUAUGGCUUUCCUUGGGGGAAGGAAGCAAUAGAAACAUUGACAAAUCUCGGCGAUACUGAGCUGUUACAAAUGUAUCCAGGGAAUAAAUCAAAAUUACUUGGCCGAGACGGAAGGAAGAAUGUUAUUCCUCAUGUUUUGUCUGUGAGUGGAAACCUGGACCGAGGAGCAUUAGCGUAUCUCUUUGAUUCUCUACAGCUAGUUGAGAAUCCAUUAAUGAAAAAGAAAAAUUCACAGAGGAAGGUACUUAAGCUUCACCCUUGUUUAGCACCUAUUAAAGUGGCCUUGGAUGUAGGAAAAGGUCCAACCACAGAGCUGAGACAGGUUUGUCAAGGAUUAUUCAAUGAACUAUCGGAAAACAGAAUUUCUGUAUGGCCAGGAUAUCUUGAAACCAUGCAGAUAUCUCUGGAACAGCUUUAUACAAAGUAUGAUGAGAUGAGCGUUCUCUUCACUGUCUUGAUAACUGAUGCCACUCUGGAGAACGGAGUGGUCCAGCUGAGAAGCAGAGACACCACCAUGAAGGAAAUGAUGCACAUUUCUAGGCUGAAGGACUUUUUAACUAAGUAUGUAGCAUCAGCGAAAAACAUAUAAACUUAAUUUAGUCAAAUAAAAGGAAUUUCUUAAAUC